AUGUCAAAAUUAUUUUCUACGUCUCUUGUACUUGUUUUUCUAUUAAUAACAUAUACUAAUUGUAAAGUUGGUGAUGAUAUUAAACAACAGGCAAAAGAGGCAGUAAAUACUGGUGAAAAGAUAAAAGAGAAAGUGGUUGCUGGCGUCAAAGACGCUGCAAAUUCUGCCAAAGCGAGUGCUGAAUCUGUUGUCAAAACCGCCAGAGAAUCAGUAUCUGAUCAGUUAGAUGACGCGAAUGAUUUGAAAGAGAAUAUUAAAGACAAAGCAAAUGACGCAUUAAAAUCAGGACAAAAAACCGCUCAAGAUGUCAAAGAUAAAGUUCAAAAAGAAGGACAGAAAGUUGUGAAUCAAGCAGGAAAACAAGCCGAUAAAUUGAAACGACAGGGAAGUGAUGCUGGUGAAAAAGUUAAAUCAACAGUGAAAGAUCAAGCUGAAGAAGCCGAAAAACAAGGAGAGUCAUUACUCGACACAGUAUAUAAAGUUGCUGGUGAUGUGAAAGAGUCAUUACUUGGUAAGCGAUCAUCUCUUCGUUUUCGUUCUUUUAGAGAACAAACAAUCUCUAUUUUUUUCAAAUCAGUAAAAUUACAUAUCGUUCCUUAG
Messenger RNA from Didymodactylos carnosus, 600 nucleotides. The record is from the annotation of a GenBank genome assembly. Lineage: Eukaryota; Metazoa; Rotifera; Eurotatoria; Philodinida; Philodinidae.